Messenger RNA from Emiliania huxleyi CCMP1516, 1160 nucleotides. RefSeq names its product vacuolar H+-ATPase V1 sector, subunit D (gene ATPVD2). The transcript has 6 exons. NCBI's taxonomy places the organism in Eukaryota, Haptophyta, Isochrysidales, Noelaerhabdaceae. Gene Ontology annotation, molecular function: proton-transporting ATPase activity, rotational mechanism. Bases 25 to 747 code for a protein of 240 amino acids. The record is from RefSeq and is a predicted model, not a curated record. Gene Ontology annotation, cellular component: proton-transporting V-type ATPase complex; vacuolar membrane.
CCACUCCCGACCGCCACCGCCAACAUGUCGUCUGCGCGGCCCUUCCCGACGCGCCAGAACCUGCAGAUCAUGAAGCUCAAGUUGGUCGGCGCCAAGAAGGGGCACUCGCUGCUCAAGAAGAAGGCGGACGCGCUGACGAUGCGGCUGCGCGCGCUGCUGACCACAAUCCUUAAGGCAAAGGAGGCGAUGGGCAAGGCCUUCAAGGACGGCAACUUUGCGAUGGCGGAGGUGAAGUACGCGGCGGGCGACAUCAAGUCGGCCAUCAUAGAGAGCGUCGGCACGGCGCAAAAGCGCGUCGAGACGAGAGUGGACAACAUCGCAGGAGUAAAGGUGCCCGUCUUCAAGGCGGUCGACAUGGCAGACGCGCCUGUGGACUACACGGGCCUCGCGCGGGGAGGGCAGCAGGUGACCAAGGCGCGCCAGACCUUCUCGGCGUGCGUGGACACGCUCAUCCAGCUGGCGACGCUGCAGACCUCCUUCCUCAUCCUCGACGAGGCCAUCAAGGUGACCUCGCGCCGCGUCAACGCGCUCGACACCGUCGUCAUCCCGAGGAUCGCCGGCUUCGUCGACUACAUCGUCUCCGAGCUCGACGAGCUCGAGCGCGAGGAGUUCUUCCGGCUCAAGCGCUCGCAGGACAAGAAGAAGAAGGACCUGCAGCUCGCAGAGGCGGAGCGACUCAAGGAGAUCGCGGCCGAUGACGCGGGCUCCCUCAUCGGCGGCGGCGACGACCCGGACGUCAUCUACUAGAAGCCCACGCCGCGGGCACCCUAUCGCGGGGGGCUCCGUGAGGGCGCUUCGGCGAGGGCGGGCGGAGGGCGGCCGAUGUUGGCCGCCCUGCCGCACCGCAUCGCGGGUGCAUACAACCCCGCCGUCGACGCGCGGCUCUCGACCCCCUCCCCGCUCGUGAUCUUUCUGUCGCAUUCGUCGCCCGCUGCGGGUUGGGCAGCGGCCGGUCCCAGCGCGCGGUCGAUUCGCUCCGGUUGUGGGCCUUGAGACGGCGUCGUGCAGCCACGCCGCACGCGCGGUCAGGGCACGCCACCGGCACCGCGCAGGCGCACCGGCCCCGUCCCGCUUGCCCGCCCUCUACGUACAGUUUUGCUUUUGAUGUCGAAUGUACGAAUAACACAUAACCUCAGAAUAAGACCCACACAAAAUAAAAA